UAUUUGUACUUUUAUUUUUUAGAUUUACAGUUGUCUACGUAUAUUUGUUGCUGACAUGACGUUGCAAUACCCGGUUUAUCCACCGAGCGAUUAAGAGGCACCAUAACCACAAGCAACCAACGAAGAAGAAGCGGUUCAAAGGUUACCUGUAAGCGUCACUCGCGACGCAGUUCGAGAACACGUUUAAGACUUCAUCUCAAACAUAUUCGCACUGUAUCUCUAUUCUGCCCGUGAAGGAAGCCGCUAUGUCGUCCUACACGUGCAUCAGCUGCCGCGUGGCCUUCUCCGACGGCGAGGUGCAGCGCGCCCACUACAAGAGCGACUGGCACCGCUACAACCUGAAGCGCAAGGUUGCCGACAUGCCCCCUGUCAGCGCUGACAACUUCCAGGAGCGCGUCCUGUCGCAGCGCGCCGCCGCCGAGCGCCAGCUGAGUGACACCGUCGAGGCCUGCUCCAUCUGCAACAAAAAGUUCUCCAGCAACAACGCCUUCCAGAACCACCUGCGGUCGCAGCGCCACCAGCAGGCCGAGCGUCGCGCCCAGGAGGCCGCCCGCCAGAAGGUGGACAAACUUAACCAGAAGAACCUGGAGAAAGGGCUCGCGGGCGAAGACAAGGCGGACCGAGACGCCAGGAACGAGGCUCUGCAGCAGGCCCUCAAGGAGGAGCGGAGUGCCCGGCGGCCCGGUACGGGUGGGGAAGAGGCGCCAGCUCGCAGCAAGCCGGAAAAACCUCCGCGACUCAUGUGGCUGGAGGAGCAGGCCAAGCGGAGAGAGAAGGAGGAAGGGCCUGCCAUCGAGGAAGGACCUGCAGAGGAGUGGGAGGACAUGGAUGAAGAUGGGGAUGAUGAGGAAGACCUGGAGGACAUGGAGGAAGAGGAUGAAGAUGAGACCAUCGAGGAUAAGGAAGAAGAUUCAACCACUUCGUCCAACCCGCAGCGGCUAGCUGCCCCCGCCCUCCCCGGUUCCAUCCCCAUCACCGACUGCCUGUUCUGCUCGCAUCAUUCCAAGUCACUGAUGCGCAAUGUCGCCCACAUGACGCACGUUCACAGCUUCUUCAUCCCGGACCUUCAGUACCUGGUGGACCUCAGGGGUCUGGUCCGCUACCUCGGCGAGAAGGUGGGCGCGGGCAACGUGUGCCUGUGGUGCAACGAGAAGGGACGCUCCUUUUACUCCACAGAAGCCGUGCAGAAACACAUGACAGACAAAAGCCACUGCAAGCUCUUCACGGACGGGGACGCCGCGCUGGAGUUCGCCGACUUUUACGACUUCAGGAGCAGCUACCCAGACAGAGGGGAGGGGCGUGACGAUGACAUGGACGACGAGCUUUCCGACGACAAGAACAUCCAUUACGACGACGAGACAAUGGAGCUCACACUUCCAUCAGGCGCCAGGAUCGGCCAUCGUUCCCUCAUGCGCUACUACAAGCAACGCUUUGGAACCGAGAGGACCCUGGCCCUGAGUCACAACAGGAACGCAGUGGGACGGGUGUUGCGCCAAUACAAAGCGCUUGGAUGGGGCGGCGAUUCAGGCCUGAGUGGCAUGCGUCCCGCUCCUCGUGACAUGCAGUACGUGCAGAUGAUGAAGUCCAAGUGGAUGCUGAAGAUGGGCAUGAGUCACAACGCCACCAAGCAGAAACAUUUCCGCCCGCAAGUCAUCUUCUGAGACCUCAGCAUGGAACUCUGUGUUUUCGAAACGCGACAGCUUUCGUGUAAAUCUGUGACCUGAAAAUUACCACAGCGUUACCUUGGGAUACGCGCAACGAGAUAUGGGUCCCCAUUUGGGUGAUUAUUUUUUGGACUCCCGAGUGAAAAUUUGAGAUGGGUUCGCUGUAUGGUGGCAAAGAAAGCUGUUAAUUGCCGCCCCCAGUAUAAGUUUGCUGUCAGAAAAAAAAGCUAACAAAGCGAAAACAACCACAUAGAUUUGUUGCUAGCUUAAUGCUAAUAUAUCAUGGGAAACACCAUCGACUCUCUAACCAAUAGGAUCUACGUGGUGGUGUUUUAACAGUGUAAACAUAUUUUUAAAAUUCAUUUUGAACUUGAAUAAAAUGCUUAAAAAAAACUAUAAUGCACUAACUUGUGAAAAAAAUAUAAGCAAAUCAAAAAAUAGAUAAAAACCCCUUAAAGAUUAGAAAUGGUUAACAUAAACUUUAUAUUGCCCCCAGGUGGCCAAGGCGCACACACCAGAAAAAACAGCACAAUGCACAUCGAGCUGAAGCAAAAAGUGUGACAAAAACAGUUUAAUUCCUUAGUCUAUUUACAGAUGUCAUUGUUGUACAGUAUGUUACAAGAAAAUAUAAUACAGCACCGUGAUAUUUUUCUUUAGUAAAAUACACAUCGCAAUUAUUUUGUGGGUGGGAAUUUGAACGGAUUAAUGGUCUUUCCAUUAAUUUCAAGAGGGAAAGAUGGUUUGAGGUACAAGUGUUUUGAGUAACAAGCACAGCCACAGAAUAAAUUCAAAUCGUACCUCAAGGUGCCCUGAUAAUCCCUGCCGCCCCCCCCCCCUUCACUUUUUUCUGCAUCAAGCUGGACAGCAAAAUUUGCAACAUCUGAACACUUUUGCAACCUUGUGGACAAGACAUACAAAUGGAGAUGAUGUCAAACGAAUAUUGAGAAUGCAGUUAAAUGUCAACAGAUGACUGUUCUAAUAAACCAUUUGAACGCAACAAAAA
Messenger RNA from Hippocampus comes (tiger tail seahorse), 2667 nucleotides. It is a transcript of the gene znf622, whose product is annotated as zinc finger protein 622. Gene Ontology annotation, molecular function: zinc ion binding; nucleic acid binding. Bases 246 to 1661 code for a protein of 471 amino acids. Gene Ontology annotation, cellular component: preribosome, large subunit precursor. Gene Ontology annotation, biological process: ribosomal large subunit biogenesis. The record is from RefSeq and is a predicted model, not a curated record. The transcript is spliced from 7 exons. NCBI's taxonomy places the organism in Eukaryota, Metazoa, Chordata, Actinopteri, Syngnathiformes, Syngnathidae.